Molecule: messenger RNA, 683 nt
Organism: Strongylus vulgaris
Lineage: Eukaryota; Metazoa; Nematoda; Chromadorea; Rhabditida; Strongylidae
Source: the annotation of a GenBank genome assembly
AUGAAAAACCGUAUAAGGAUCAUUGUUUGUACUUUCAUAACACUUCUAGAGAUUAAAAUAACUUAUUCUUCAUCAACAACUUUGCGUACCGUUUGCCAUGUGUGCAAGCCUUAUCCCUUCUAUCCAUGCGGUAGGCAUGAAGGUCAAAAGUAUUACGCGGAAUGUCCUGAAUAUGUCUGGCAGAGACCAAAAUGUAGAUGGAUGUGUCAACUUGAUUAUCCUAUUCCGUACAAGAAGGACAGAGUAUACGUAGACUACAUGUAUUCACUGAAAGCUAACGAAAAAACAAUCAGGAAGGAUAUUAUGAGAAAUGGACCUGUCGAAGCCACACUGGAAAUUUAUGAGGAUUUCAAAUAUUACAAGCAUGGAAUCUAUCGGCACAGUGCUGAUACGAUUAUUGGUAGUCAAUCAGUCAAAAUUCUUGGAUGGGGUGUUGAGAAUGGAACUGAUUAUUGGAUUGCUGCUAACUCUUGGAAUACGGACUGGGGCGAAAAGGGUAAGUCUUCUAGGACAGAAUAUGUGGAAAUUACAGAAAAUCUCUGCCACAAAAUUUCAGCCCGCCUAAAAUUUUUAUCUGCUUCACUUAUAAGUCCCCCUCCGAGCAGUAAAUUGCACUCUUUUGAUUCUUCCAGCUACUUUGCGCAGCUUAUAUACAAUAACGUCAUAACUUCUGCAAAGUGAUU